This is a messenger RNA of Paramecium octaurelia, 522 nucleotides long. NCBI's taxonomy places the organism in Eukaryota, Ciliophora, Oligohymenophorea, Peniculida, Parameciidae. The record is from the annotation of a GenBank genome assembly.
AUGGAUGCUGCAUGGAACAAUAAGUGUAAUUAACUUUUAAAUAUUUUAACAAGGUUCUGCAUUAAGCAAUUUAGAUAAAUAUUAAGAAGCCAUCGAGUGUUGCGACAUAGCUCUUUCCAUAAAUCCUAAUUUUGAUGCUGCAUGGAACAACAAAUGUAAUGAACUUUCAAAUAUAAUUAUUAAGGUUCUGCAUUAAAGAAAUUAAAAAGGUAUUAAGAAACUAUAGUGUAAACUUUUUCUCAAAUUGCUCUUAAUAUAACUAUUUCUAUUCUAAAUUCUUAACUUCGAUUUAUUCAAUCUACAACUGCAAUCCCUCAAUUUCUUCUUAGUUAAAACAAUAUUAAGAUGCAAUCAUAUGUUUUAAAAAAGCACUUUUUAUUUCUAAUGACACCUUUAGAUUAAAACUUUUAGGUAAUAAUUUAUUAUUAUUAUAAGCUGAUUGACUAUUCGAAUUAGGGUUUUUAGAUGAAGCUAAAGAAUCAUUAAGAAUAUAUAAAAACAUAAUUAUAAAGUUAUGAAUGA